This is a messenger RNA of Anopheles funestus (African malaria mosquito), 3270 nucleotides long. Its product is annotated as dnaJ protein homolog 1-like. NCBI's taxonomy places the organism in Eukaryota, Metazoa, Arthropoda, Insecta, Diptera, Culicidae. Gene Ontology annotation, molecular function: protein-folding chaperone binding. The record is from RefSeq and is a predicted model, not a curated record. Gene Ontology annotation, biological process: negative regulation of transcription by RNA polymerase II. Bases 370 to 1410 code for a protein of 346 amino acids. The transcript has a single exon. Gene Ontology annotation, cellular component: cytosol.
AGCUUCCGUCAGCGGUCGCAGGCGCAGGUAAUGAAAGUCGAGCAAGCAACAGAGAAACAAUUGUUUGUUGUGCCAGAAGAAAAGCAAUGAUACGGUUAUUCUGCGACGAUUUUUUAACUGCAACGUAGCCAGCUAGUGUAAAAAGAAAGCAAUCUGUGUAUCGAGUGAAAUUCGUUGUGCAAGACUUUGUUUUUAUUUGUGAUAGACGAACUGUCCGUGUAAAGAAAUUCCACUGCAAAAGCUAACGGUAUAUGCUGUGGUUGAGAAGAACGUAGAACGUUCUGGAACAUAUCGACCGCGUAUUACGAUAGUGCGCAAGAACACCGUUAAGUAACAGUAAAAGAAGCAACAGCCACAAGUACAGCCAAAAUGGGAAAAGAUUUCUACAAAAUUCUCGGUGUUUCGAAGAGUGCCAGCGAUGACGAGAUCAAGAAGGCGUACCGCAAGCUUGCCCUGAAAUAUCAUCCGGACAAGAACAAAUCACCGCAGGCAGAGGAACGCUUCAAGGAGGUAGCCGAAGCGUACGAGGUUUUGUCGGAUAAGAAAAAGCGCGACAUCUACGACCAGUACGGUGAGGAGGGCCUGAAGGGUGGCGCCGGUGGUAUGCCUGGCGGAGGUCAAGGUGGACAGUUCCAAUACAACUUCCACGGUGAUCCGCGUGCCACGUUCGCACAGUUUUUCGGCACAAGCGACCCAUUCAGCGUAUUCUUCGGCACUGAUGGUGGUGCCAACAUAUUUCACCAGGAGAUGGAUGGCGAUCCGUUCGGGUUCGAUGGGCGAGCCAGCGUUGGUGGUUUCCCCGGUGGUGCCUUCCGUUCACAGUCGUUUAACAUGCACGGAUCGCCGCAGCGCAAGCAGAAACUGCAAGACCCACCGAUCGAGCAUGAUUUGUACGUUUCGCUAGAGGACGUCAAUGCGGGAUGCCAAAAGAAGAUGAAGAUUUCCAAGAUGGUUAUGGGCCAGGAUGGAUCGGCACGGAAGGAAGAGAAGAUCCUAAGCAUCAACGUGAAACCGGGCUGGAAGGCGGGCACAAAGAUCACAUUCCCGCGCGAAGGUGACCAGAUUCCUGGCAAGGUUCCGGCCGACAUUGUGUUCAUCAUACGCGACAAACCACAUUCGCACUUCAAGCGCGAGGGCAGUGACAUCAAGUACACGGCGAAGGUAUCGCUACGGGAGGCACUGUGCGGUACGGUAGUGAGUGUGCCUACGUUAAGCGGCGAAACAUUGACCAUCACGACGAUUGGAGAAGUCAUAAAGCCCCACACAGUGAAGCGUCUGCAGCAUCGGGGGUUACCCUUCCCGAAAGAACCGAGCCGGAAAGGUGAUCUGGUAGUAGGCUUUGACAUCCUUUUCCCCGACCAGGUGCCCGCCAGCACGAGAGAAAUCCUCACGGAUCUGUUCCCGAUGUAAAAAGAGGGCGGGGGUGGAAAAAAGAAAGCAGCAACACAACGACGACGGUUGAAAUCACGGUGUGCUGCGCACCGCUCGGUGUUACCCGAUGAUCCAACCUCAUCCAAAACGCUUGAUGCAUCAACAUCGUUCUCGAACGUUCCAUCGCCCCAAAAAAAAGUCGGUCGCGCUUCGGGAGGAAAGUGUGACGGGUGAGGUUUUCAAUGUCGAAGCCAACGAAAGAUUAAAAACCAACAACAACAGGUGUAGUAAACGCAGACACUCGGAUGCAUUCGACCAUCCCGCACAAGAAGAAGAAAAAAAGCGGUGCGCACAUCCAGAGAUCGAAGGAGCGAAGGUUCUAGUAGCAUCAAGACCUUCAUUGUUAGUGCCCGUUGGUAAUGUCUACGUGACAAACCGUGCGUGAUACAGAAAAUAAAGCAACUGGUCGUCGUCGUCAUCGAAUGGUUGUGGAGAAUAAUGCGGACGGAUGUUAAAAUGGUCCGCCAAGCUGGAAAUGCACCACAGUUGAUGAGUGAGGAAUCGUCUCGAUCAAUCUCUGGUCCCUUCCUCUUGCCCAAACAUCAUCCCUGUCCUCUACUGCGUCGUUAAAGAUACGCUGCAACGGAACUGAUGUGCCAAGUGUAUCACUUAACGGCUGUGUAGAUGUAUAUGUGCGUGUGUGUGUGCGGAAAGGGGGAAGUGUAUUUUGGCGCCCUCUAUUGGCAUACCAUAGCAACCGUAGUGAGACAGGCGAGCAUUUUAGCAGAAGCGAAGAUUCUAGAAGGAAAGGUGCGCACGUCGCGUGGUACUGUUUAAAUAGCUCAUCAUCAUCUCGUCCGCAAUUUUUGGUGUUUGACUGCGUAUACUGUGUAGGGAACACAAUUGUUUAGAUUCCAAAGAGAGGGAAAACUACAUGGGGGGUAGUGAAACAAAAAAAAAUGACUGGCAGCGUAGGCCAUGAAAAAGGUGUGCGAACGUCGUCGGGUAGGCAACCACCCGCACGCAACUCUAUGUAGUAUGAAGAGCAGAAGAGGGAAAGCUAGCUGGAAAAUAUGUACCUUUUUUUUGUUUUUGAUAAUUUCUCAAAUCAGUGCAGCUGAUCGCUGGACGAAAAGGGGAAGAAAUGUGUCGCAAACAUUGUGUAUAUAGGGCAGUAAAGUGUGGGGGCUAUUUUAAGGGAGGGAAAACGAUUUAUUUAAGAAGCUCUGUUUAGUGGAUGUUUCGAGAAUAGGAGGAAACUAUACAAUUUAUGAUUUAUUCAUAUUAGCAAAAUGAACCCCAGAUCAUUACUUCGUCACAUUUUAAAACACACAACAUCGCCACCACCAUGCGAGGGCCAAACAGAAUUAUGCGGUGUUUGGAAUGUGUUCCGGAAUAUUGGAAAACUUACUAUUGCUCCCCCUUUUCAGAAAGACUGAAGGAAUGAAGUACGUGAGAAGAAAUAAUGGUAUUAAACAUUGAAAGGUCUACAGUGAAGGGAGGGGGAAGGGGGGAGGGGGAACCUAGUAGAAAUAUUAAUUAGACGAAGAACAAAGAAACUCCACCGGAAUGCAGCCUCCAUCACCCUUAAUGUCCCAAAUAACAACGGAGCCGGGUGGUGUGUGAUUGUGUGUGAAAGCGAUAGGCGAAUAUGCGAAUGAUUGUUAAAGGAUUAUUACUAUUAUUCGGUACGUUCUAGUACAUACAAAAUGGCAGAGAAACGAUUCCCUUCUCCGGGUUGCCCUUUAAUCAGCCACAUCCCUCUUAUAAAGCUGUGUAAAAUUUCAUGAUAUGAUUUAUUAUUUUAACUCAAAUUGAGAUCGAUUAUAACGUUGUUAAGCUUACUAUUUUAGUUCUAAUAAAUCACUCGAAAGCUUAAAAUUAUGAUAAAACUCUGAA